Molecule: messenger RNA, 4353 nt
Organism: Menidia menidia (Atlantic silverside)
Lineage: Eukaryota; Metazoa; Chordata; Actinopteri; Atheriniformes; Atherinopsidae
Source: the annotation of a GenBank genome assembly
AUGGCAGAUAGGAAAAAUAAUAAUGCUUCUAACACCGGUUCGAAUUUACUGUUCAAUGCCGCCCCGGAGUUUAACUUCAAUUUGCCUUUCAUGCCAGUGAGCCAGGCCACGGGUCCGGCUGUGUUGUCAGGAGAUGAUUCCACUGAUGUUGGUGAGGAAGACAGUUUUCUUGGUCAGAACUCUGGGAAUGGACCAGCUGCCUCCUCCACAUUUAGCUACUUUUCCAGCCCCGUUACCACCUCUGACCCAUUCGCAUCCAUAGGCCAGUCAACAUGCCCACCACCAGCGCUGUCUGCAGCUCCGACAACAACAGGACCCGUUUCCCUCCCCAGCUGCGUCGGCAUGGCUUUGCCGCCAUCAUCAGGCUCACAAAUGAGCCCUGCUCCCUCAGCGUUCGGCGGUGCAGUUUACCAAAGUCCUGUUGGGCGUCACACUCCUCCUCCUGCCACGAUGACCCCUCCACCACCCCAAAUGCAGCAGCAGAGUCAUAACCCAUACAGACAUACUCCCACCAGCAGCAGAGCCAGUCCUUACAUUCCAGCCCCAGAGAUCUUGCCACCAACACACACACCUCAGCAGAAUCCCUACCCCCUCGCCACCCCGCCGCAGAUGUUCCCACCAUCAGGCCCCCCACAGGCUCCUCCUUCAUAUAUUCAGGGACGUCCGCCUCCACCCACCACGGCCGGAGCCAUCGUUCCCGCAGGUCCCAUGAUGCAGUACAACUACAACAUCUACGAGCCCAUUCAGCCUCACUGGUUUUACUGCAAGCAGGUGGAGUCAAAGAGCGUCUGGCUCCCUUUCAGCAUCAUAGACUCCCUUCAGCUCGAGGAGACGUACAACUCAGUUCAACCAGACCCAGAGAACGUGGUCGUGCGAACGGAUGGAGGGCGUUACGACGUGCAGCUCUAUGAUCGCGUCAAGAGUGCAGUCUAUUGGGAGGAAGAGCCCACAGAGGUCCGGCGCUGCUCCUGGUUCUACAAAGGGGACUCGGAUAGUCGCUUUGUUCCGUACUCUGAGGAGUUCAGUGAGAAGCUGGAGGCAGAAUAUAAGAAAGCCGUGUCUACAAACCAGUGGCAUCGUAGACUGGAAUUCCCAUCUGGAGAGACCAUUGUCAUAGUGCAGUUUCAGCCCUCGUCCAUACCAGAUGAGUGGGGAACCACUCAGGAUGGGCAGACCCGGCCCAGAGUGGUGAAGAGAGGGAUCGACGAUGAUCACGAUGAAGUACCAGAUGGUAGUGAGCUUCCCAAGGUGGACCAUCUGGUGUUUAUGGUUCAUGGGAUCGGUCCUGUGUGCGACCUGAGGUUUCGAAGCAUGAUCGAGUGCGUGGACGACUUCCGAAGUGUGUCUCUCAAGCUGCUGCACAGUCACUUUAAGAAAUCACUGGACGAGCACGCCAUUAGCCGAGUGGAGUUCCUACCCGUCCGGUGGCACACCGCUCUACACGGAGAUGCUACGGGGGGGAAAAUGGCAGAUAGGAAAAAUAAUAAUGCUUCUAACACCGGUUCGAAUUUACUGUUCAAUGCCGCCCCGGAGUUUAACUUCAAUUUGCCUUUCAUGCCAGUGAGCCAGGCCACGGGUCCGGCUGUGUUGUCAGGAGAUGAUUCCACUGAUGUUGGUGAGGAAGACAGUUUUCUUGGUCAGAACUCUGGGAAUGGACCAGCUGCCUCCUCCACAUUUAGCUACUUUUCCAGCCCCGUUACCACCUCUGACCCAUUCGCAUCCAUAGGCCAGUCAACAUGCCCACCACCAGCGCUGUCUGCAGCUCCGACAGCAACAGGACCCGUUUCCCUCCCCAGCUGCGUCGGCAUGGCUUUGCCGCCAUCAUCAGGCUCACAAAUGAGCCCUGCUCCCUCAGCGUUCGGCGGUGCAGUUUACCAAAGUCCUGUUGGGCGUCACACUCCUCCUCCUGCCACGAUGACCCCUCCACCACCCCAAAUGCAGCAGCAGAGUCAUAACCCAUACAGACAUACUCCCACCAGCAGCAGAGCCAGUCCUUACAUUCCAGCCCCAGAGAUCUUGCCACCAACACACACACCUCAGCAGAAUCCCUACCCCCUCGCCACCCCGCCGCAGAUGUUCCCACCAUCAGGCCCCCCACAGGCUCCUCCUUCAUAUAUUCAGGGACGUCCGCCUCCACCCACCACGGCCGGAGCCAUCGUUCCCGCAGGUCCCAUGAUGCAGUACAACUACAACAUCUACGAGCCCAUUCAGCCUCACUGGUUUUACUGCAAGCAGGUGGAGUCAAAGAGCGUCUGGCUCCCUUUCAGCAUCAUAGACUCCCUUCAGCUCGAGGAGACGUACAACUCAGUUCAACCAGACCCAGAGAACGUGGUCGUGCGAACAGAUGGAGGGCGUUACGACGUGCAGCUCUAUGAUCGCGUCAAGAGUGCAGUCUAUUGGGAGGAAGAGCCCACAGAGGUCCGGCGCUGCUCCUGGUUCUACAAAGGGGACUCGGAUAGUCGCUUUGUUCCGUACUCUGAGGAGUUCAGUGAGAAGCUGGAGGCAGAAUAUAAGAAAGCUGUGUCUACAAACCAGUGGCAUCGUAGACUGGAAUUCCCAUCUGGAGAGACCAUUGUCAUAGUGCAGUUUCAGCCCUCAUCCAUACCAGAUGAGUGGGGAACCACUCAGGAUGGGCAGACCCGGCCCAGAGUGGUGAAGAGAGGGAUCGACGAUGAUCACGAUGAAGUACCAGAUGGUGAGCUUCCCAAGGUGGACCAUCUGGUGUUUAUGGUUCAUGGGAUCGGUCCUGUGUGCGACCUGAGGUUUCGAAGCAUGAUUGAGUGCGUGGACGACUUCCGAAGUGUGUCUCUCAAGCUGCUGCACAGUCACUUUAAGAAAUCACUGGACGAGCACGCCAUUAGCCGAGUGGAGUUCCUACCCGUCCGGUGGCACACCGCUCUACACGGAGAUGCUACGGGGGUGGACAGGAGGAUAAAGAAGAUCACCUUGCCCAGCACCGGCCGUUUACGCCACUUCACAAACGAGACUCUGUUAGAUGUGCUUUACUACAACAGCCCCACUUAUUGCCAGACCAUCAUGGACACCGUUGCUCAGGAGAUUAACAGACUUUUCGCUCUGUUUAUGGAGAGGAACCCGGACUACAAAGGAAGAGUAUCAGUGGCAGGACACAGCUUGGGCUCCCUGAUUCUCUUUGACCUGCUUUCCAACCAGAAGUCUGCUUCUCUUGGGAUGGUGGUGCCAUCUGCACCCACCGCCAGUGAAGAAAACAAACAGGCGACAGCUCCAGCCAUAUCAGGGAGUAACGCAGUCCCCCCUCCCGCUGUGGAAGAGCUGAGCAAAGAGGAGGAGGAGGAGGAAUUCCAGGAUCUGGCGGCCGUGCUGCAACAUUUGGGCCUGUCGGAAUACAAGAGCACCUUUGACGAGGAGAAGAUUGACAUUGAAUCUUUUCUCAUGUGCACCAUUGGGGACCUUAAAGAGAUGGGCCUCCCGAUGGGACCCAGGAAGAAGAUUGCCAAGUUUGUUGAAGAAAGGACGAAGAGACAGGCUGCACGUCGGGCAGCUCAGGAGAAGAAAGCCGAGGUCAAAGUGGACGCUCAGGCAGCCACGACAGCACCAGCAGCUGUGGAUGCCACCGACCCGUCCAUAAAGAGGCCUCCAGUGGGCCACACCGUGUCCUCGGUCCACGUCAACUAUGAUUACUUUGAAGUCGGGACCGGACAGGUGUCUGUGGUAUACCCCUCUUUGGAUUUUGAGCCGGAUAAUUUCUUCGCCCUGGGUUCUCCGAUUGGCGUGUUCUUGACAGUCCGAGGGCAGGAGAAGAUUGAUGAGACAUACCAGCUGCCCACAUGCAAAGGGUUCUUCAACAUUUACCAUCCAUUGGACCCUGUGGCAUACAGGAUUGAGCCCAUGAUAGUGCCAGAACUGGAUCUGAAGCCUGUUUUGAUCCCACAUUACAAAGGAAGGAAGAGGCUUCACCUUGAGCUGAAGGAGAGUCUCUCCAGGAUGGGAUCAGACCUGAAGCACGGUUUCAUCAGCUCCCUGAGGAGCGCCUGGCAGACCCUGAAUGAGUUCGCCCGGGCUCACACAUCAUCCGCUCUACAGGCAGAGCUGGCCAUGGUGGCCAAUCAGAUAGAAGAGGAGGAGAAGCACGUGCAGCAGGAGCACAAGGUGCCUGAAAGCCCUGAGCCACAAAGAGAGGAGGAGCCUGAAGUGAAGAUCGGGAUGCUUAAUGGAGGGAAUCGGAUCGACUACGUCCUCCAGGAGAAACCCAUCGAGAGCUUCAACGAGUAUCUGUUUGCACUUCAGAGUCAUCUCUGCUACUGGCAAUCUGAAGACACAACUCUUCUUCUUCUCAAAGAAAUCUACAAGUCCAUGGGGAUCCAUCCAGAACAG